Fundulus heteroclitus (mummichog) is the source of this 3637-nucleotide messenger RNA. RefSeq names its product CD276 antigen homolog. Gene Ontology annotation, cellular component: external side of plasma membrane. The record is from RefSeq and is a predicted model, not a curated record. Gene Ontology annotation, biological process: cellular response to lipopolysaccharide; T cell costimulation; negative regulation of T cell proliferation. Bases 96 to 728 code for a protein of 210 amino acids. NCBI's taxonomy places the organism in Eukaryota, Metazoa, Chordata, Actinopteri, Cyprinodontiformes, Fundulidae. The transcript is spliced from 4 exons.
AGCAGCAGCAGUAGCUCCUCCCUCUCUGCAGGUGUGCUUUACACCUGAACACCUUGUCUGGCUGGUUUCCGUAGGCGCAUAGUGUUGCAUAAAGGAUGGUGCGCCUCGCAGUUUUCCUCCUCCUGAUGUGUACGGGACCCCGGCUGGUAGGAGCCCUAGUCUUUGAGAUCCACAUCAAAGUCCUGGAGGGACGGACCGUCACCCUGCCAUGCCGAGCUCCCAACCGGAUAGACCCGGUCAAGUAUUUGGAGUGGAGCCGACCUGACCAGAAGAUGGCCUACAUCUUCCUCUACAGAGAUCAGCACGUCUAUCCAGACUUCCAGGACCGGGCCUUUAAGGACCGAGUGGACCUGCUGGAUAAAGAGAUGAAGGAGGGCGAGGUGUCUCUGCUCCUGAAGAACUCCACCACCGACGACAGCGGCGUGUACGAGUGUCGGGUCGUCCAGGCGGUGUCGAGCCGUCAGAAGAGAGCCGUUCUGAUCUCUGAGCCCAAUUUGAUCAUCAAGCUGAGAGUGGUCCGCGAAGAUCAGAUCCAUGAUACCGAUGAUGACAUCUGGAUCAACCAAAGAAGAUACCAGGAGGAAGAUGAAGAUGAGGGUGAAGACAUUCAGCAGUAUCUGCCCCUUUUGCUCCCAGUCGUUGCGGUGACUGUUCCCCUGCUGGCUUUAACCGCGUGCAGGUUUCUCAGGUCUUUAUUGAUGAUGAGCUACCGGCCCAUCUCUAAGUGAACUGCAGUGAUGGAGAACCUGUUCUGUAGAGUUCCUCGUCUUUUUUUAUUCUACGUUCAGCUUCUGUGAAACAUGUUUCUCUCAAGGGUUAAACUGGGUACAUUAGAAGCUCUUCUUUGACGAUUCUAUCCCCAGCUUUCAAAAUGGUGUUUCUCAGUUUUGUUGAGUUUGUAUUACUUUGUGAUGGGGAUGGGCACAGAUGUCUCACCGCUUUGCAUUCUGGGAUGGACGUGGUCUUACUGUCAGCUCUGCUACGUAAAAGUCUAUAGGUGGUGGAGACCCUGAGGGAGGGGAACAAAGAGGAUGAUUGCUGUUAUUGUUAGAGAUGUUAUGAACCGUGAUUGUGGCUAAAUUUUAUCCAUAAGAGCCUCCGGACCAGGAGGGAUCCUAUUGUUUACAGUUGUUACUAGUGCCGUAUUUUUUUAUACUUAUUUCUGCUUAAAGAGCUCGUGUUAAUGUAACAGUCAUUUAGAUGAUUCCUGAAUGCUUUUGUGUAUAAUAGUUCCCCCAAUCUGGGGGCAUUUUACAACAUUUCUAGGACACACAGGGCCUUGCAAAGGUUUCCAACCCUCUUGGCUUUUUACCUAUUUUGUUACAUUCCCAUCUGUAAUUUACAUGAUUUCAAUCUUGGUUCAUUGGAUGAAUCUGCACAAGACUGUCUAGUUUGGUGACGUAAAAUAAGACAAAUAAACACAAAAACAGAAAAUUCCUAUGAAGACCCUAAAAUGUUCUUGUCCAACCAAUUACCUUCAAAUGGACCAUAAUUAAUUAAAUGAAGUCCAGCUGUGUGUCUUAAGUGUCACAUGACUUGUUAGUAUAAUCCUGAAAGGCCACUAAGAAAGAGGCAUCACAGCAUGAAGACCAAGGAGCUCCCCAGACAAGUUAGGGACAAUGUUCCCCUGGAGCAUCAUCACUGUCUUCAAAUGAAACCACCUGGUACCACAGCAAACGUACCAACUAACCCUAACCUGCCCAAUCCAUUUUAAUUCAGGGUUGUGAGGCAACAACAAAAAAAAGCCAAGAGGUGCGAAUACACUCUUACGUGGUCAAACCUGGGGCAUCAAUAACACUUUGUGUCAUAGAUUGUGAUUUGUGAUUGCAAAUUCUGCAUAUAUAUACUGUCCACAUAACGUUAAAGUUGAGCAAUUUUCUCUGUUUCAUUCCCAUUUCUGGUGCCUAACAAUGUCUUAUGGUUACUGCUGGGAUCUUAAGCUCAUCUGAAUACCCCUAAUUUUAGCUCCCAGCUCCUGUUCCUUCACCUUUCACCAGGUUAACAGUGAGAACUCUAUCAUGGGGAGGAAUGAUGAGUCAAAUCUGGGCCUACAGCCUUCUGAACAAGAACUAUAAAGUUCGUAUUUUUCUCCAGACAUUUUUAUGUUGAUUUCCGUGAGCGGGGGCUGUGCUGACACGUCAUGUCAUGCAAAGGAUUGUGGGAGAUCAUGGCUUCUUGGCACCGGUAAGGGAUGUUGUGGGGUUCCUAGGCUAAAAAAGCCUAGGCCUGCAUUAUUCGGACAGCUAUCAUCAUGGCGACUGACGCACUUUUGAUUUGGCUAAAGAGUCCUCGCUCUGUUUAUGAUUGAAUCUACAUCUGUAAUUGAAGCCUGAUUCUGCUGGCUUAGCCAACAUGGCAUUGAGCCGCAGUGUGAUGUCACAAUCCCCUUUCUGUAUGGGGGGUAUUCCCCAGGGUUCUUUGUGUGGUCCCAUGCUGUUUGCCUUGGAUGUUCCUUCUCUUGGGUGAGAAAUGAAGUAAUUAAAGUAAUUUCCCUCUGGGAUUAUUAAAGUAUGUCUGAUUCUGAUGAAGCAAGUAAAACAAACUAUUUAUUUCUAUUUUUUUUUAACAUUGUGGUGCUUGUAAUUCACUAUAUUUGUGUUUUUAAGUCCUUUCAGGAUCAGCUUUAUGUGCUUAAACUAGGAAUCUGACCUUGGUUUCACACACUCACAGCAUACACACAAUGUUGCACUCAGCAUAAGAUUCUUGGUUAAAAAAAAAAACAAAACCUGUUCCUCAUGUUUGCUGAAGUCCUGAACGGCAUAAUAACAUAACGGAUAAUUAUCCCCAUUUUUUUUAACCUAGCCUUCUGUUUCCUAAGAUGACUAUUUUUUUAUUACUUUGUUCUGAAAUAUCUUUUUGUUUUUAUAAAACAAUAUUUUUUAAUACUGAAAGAAAAGCAAAGAACAAACCAAAAACGUUUAUAAAUAUAUAUAUUUUUUCUUCUUUCACCCAGAAUCUUCCAAGUUUUGUUUUGGUAUUUCUACUUUUCGCCAUAACAGGCAGUGACUUAAACAUCAACCUUUCACUCAAUGCUGGCCUUCUAAAAUGUUAUGAGAUUAAAAGCCAUAACACAAUUUUCUAAAUAAAAUCCAUCAGAUAUUUUUUUUUACACAGGCUUACUGAAUAUUUAGUUUUUUUUUUCCCUUUUACCUGUUAAAGCUUCUUAUUUAAUUUUGUUAUAUCUGUGGUUACUGAGAAAUGGAUAAAGGAUAGUUUUUUUCCUGCUUCUUUAUGAAAAACGCCACCCCCUCACCAGAACCCCUUUUUUCUCACUUUCUCUGUUGUUAAAUUCUUAAAUAAAAUUUGUGAUAUUAUGUUCCAAACAAAACUAAAGCCCAAAUAACUUAAUACCAGUUAAAAUUGUUUAGUAAAAUAGUUAAAACGAGACUUUUCAAGACAUUCGCCCCUUGUGGCAGACAGGAGUAGUACAAUAACAAACACAGGGGAAAAAACACAAUAGUCUUAGUAAAAUAUUACUUCCUCUGGUGUGUUUGCUGUAAAGCGCCCUCUGCUGUUGUUCCUGUGUUUGAUUUCAGUACCUCUUGUGGUAGAAAGACAUGUUUUCAUUAUCACUUAUCUUUUUGGGCAAAAUAUUUUUUUAUGGUGAAGCAUAAGAAUAAAGAGUCCAAAAAAAAAA